Molecule: messenger RNA, 957 nt
Organism: Botrytis porri
Lineage: Eukaryota; Fungi; Ascomycota; Leotiomycetes; Helotiales; Sclerotiniaceae
Exons: 3
Coding region: 45-788 (247 amino acids)
Biological process (GO): cristae formation
Cellular component (GO): mitochondrial crista junction; MICOS complex
Source: RefSeq, a predicted model, not a curated record
UCAAUCCCAAUACAUACCAAUUGUACGAUCAAGUCAAUUGAGCAAUGGCUUCCAGAGUAUUCCUGCGGCAGCGCAUUGCGCCUAUAGCAACUGGCGCAGCCUUAAUCGGAAUGGCUCUCUAUCCUCAGAGACCAUUACAUGCCGAAGCACCAGAUGGAAGAAAACCUAUCUAUGAUGACUUCGAGGAGCUCCCUCCCACAUCCGCUCCAACUCUACCAUCAUCCAAAUCUCCAAGCCCCGCAUCGGAGGAAUUAUUAAAAAAACAUACUGGUCCAACUCCUACCGACAGGCUCGCUGUACAAAUAGGAAAGAGUCGAUUAUUUCUCUAUGCACAUGUCGUCGCUACCGAAAACAAAUUGAACUCCAUAAUGGACUCUGCCCUUAACCUUGAAUCCAGUUUUACAUCCACGAUUGCUUCACUUGCACCAUCCCAACAAUCUGGGGAGAAGUUAAUGCCUGGAGCUAUCUAUGUUUUGGUUGCUGCUAUGACUGGUUCAAUUAUAUCACGAAACAGAAACAUCGUACUGAGAGCUGCUGUUCCAUUCGCAGUCGGGAUUGGAGCAGGAUGGGUUGUUCUUCCAGUAACGAUGAGAAAUGUCGCCAACUUGGCAUGGGAAUAUGAGAGAAGAUUUCCAGUGAUUGCGGAUACACAUAUUAGGACAAGGGAGAGCAUAGAGAACGCAUGGAGAAUGGCACGGGUGCAUUCAAAGCAGGCAAUUUCAAUAGUGGAUGGCAAGGUCACCGAAGGAAGAGAAAAGGUAGAGGACUGGGUCAAGAAAGGAAAAUAGAGGAGCCGAUUGAGUCUGUAGGAUUGUUUCGGAUUUGACGAAAGCAAAAGCACUGCUGACCCUGUACAAAAUCCUUAAUGAAAAUUUCGUUCUAUUCUGCAGCCCAGAUCCGUCGAGUUUUGGCUGUAAUACAAUUUGAUCGAGACUGUCUUUUUUUUUUUGAGACAUC